AUGAAUGGCACUGACAUGGAGGAAAUACCGUUUCAGAAAGUCAAAACCAGGCGGAAGAGAAGUCACUGUCCACCGGGCGUCCCUUUGACCACCAUCGUGUGCGAGGACGAGUUCGACUGCAAGGAGCUCGAGUCUCUCUUCCAAAACUACAACCUGAAGCUGGAGCAGACGUCCACCCUGAAAGCCCUGGCUGUCCUCAUCUUCAUGUCCUCGACGCUGGCCUUAGUGGAGUUGCUCUCCGGCCCCAGUCUCACCAUCUCCAAGGGGUCCCAUCCAGUCCACUGUGUCAUCUUCGUCUCCUUGUUCAUUGUAACUAACGUCAAGUACCUGCAAGUGACACAGCUCCAGCAGAUUGUGAACCUGACGCUGCUCUUCGGCUUCACUUUCUCUUUCCUCUGCUGUCCCUUCUCCCUGGGCGCGAUGGGGAUGGAGCCCCCGACUUCCCCCGAGCAAGGCAUGUGGCAGCUCAUCUUGGUCACCUUCGUCGCCUACGCGCUCCUACCUGUGCGGACACUGUUGGCUGUUGUGUUUGGAAUAAUGGUCUCCAUCUCUCAUUUAAUUGUGACCGCCACAUCCGUCACAGUGAAAACACAGAAACUAUGGAGAACGUUGGUUGCCAACACAGUGUUGUUCACCAGUGUCAACCUGUCAGGGCUGUUUGUGCGCAUCCUGACAGAACGAGCCCAGAGGAAGGCCUUCCUGCAGGCUCGCAGCUGCAUUGAAGAGCGACUCCGCAUGGAGGACGAGAAUGAGAAACAGGAGCGCCUGUUAAUGAGUCUGUUGCCCAGGAACGUAGCUAUGGAGAUGAAAGAGGAUUUCCUGAAGCCCCCUGAAAGGAUCUUUCACAAAAUCUACAUCCAGCGCCAUGACAAUGUCAGCAUCCUGUUUGCAGACAUAGUAGGUUUCACCAGCCUGGCCUCCCAGUGUACAGCCCAGGAACUGGUUAAACUGCUAAAUGAGCUGUUUGGAAAAUUUGAUGAGCUUGCCACGGAGAACCACUGUCGCAGGAUUAAGAUCCUGGGAGAUUGUUACUACUGUGUGUCUGGACUGACCCAACCCAAAACUGAUCACGCCCACUGCUGUGUAGAGAUGGGUCUGGAUAUGAUUGACACCAUAACGUCAGUAGCAGAGGCCACAGAAGUCAACCUAAACAUGCGUGUGGGCCUACAUACAGGUCGGGUGCUGUGUGGAGUGCUGGGCCUCAGGAAAUGGCAAUAUGAUGUGUGGUCAAAUGAUGUGACCCUGGCCAAUGUGAUGGAAGCUGGAGGACUACCUGGAAAAGUCCACAUCACCAAAUCUACGCUGGAGUGCCUAAAUGGAGACUAUGAGGUGGAGCCUGGAAACGGACACGAAAGGAACACCUUCCUCCAAAAACAUGAAAUUGAAACUUUCUUUAUAGUGCCAUCUCACCGACGGAAGAUAUUCCCAGGAUUGAUUCUUUCGGAUAUAAAGCCCGCCAAAAAGAUGAAGUUCAAAACUGUGUGCUACUUACUAGUGCAGCUUAUGCACUGCAGGAAGAUGUUCAAGGCUGAGAUUCCCUUCUCCAAUGUCAUGAACUGCGAGGACGGUGAUAAGCGGAGGGCCAUGCGGACCGCCCCGCAGAAGCUGAGGAACCGUCCUAACGCUAACCAGGCUAACUUGCUCCAGAGCAGCCCCAGAACACGGGUCAACCGCUACAUCAGCCGGCUGAUCGAGGCCCGCCAGACCGAGUCCGACACAGCUGACCUCAACUUCCUCACACUCAUGUAUAAGUGCUCUGAGCGCGAGCAGAGGUACCACCAGGUUCCUGAUGAGUAUUUCACCAGUGCAGUGGUCCUUUCUCUGAUCCUAGCUGCCUUGUUUGGCCUUGUCUAUCUUCUCAUCAUACCACAGGGCACAGUGGUACUAGUCCUUCUCGUCUUCUGCAUCUGUUUCCUAGUAGCUUGUAUCAUGUACCUGCAUAUCACUAGAUUACAGUGUUUUCCAGGGUGCCUGACCAUUCAGAUUCGCACUGCUCUCUGUAUCCUCAUAGUGCUCUUAAUCUACGCUGUGGCCCAGGCAUGCGUGGUGGGCUGUAUGCCCUGGUUGUGGGAUAGUGCCAAUACCAACAGCUCCAUUGUCAUCAUUGAUGUGGACAGCGGCGUCAACCAAACCAUGGCAGAGCUGCCUUGUGACGGUGCCCACUAUGCCUUUCUGUCUUGCGUGGUUGGCACACUCACCCUGGCACUUUUCCUGCGCAUCUCCUGGCUGCCAAAGAUGGCGCUAAUGCUCAUUCUGGGGGUGCUGUAUGUCACCGUGUUGGAGCUCAGUGGCUUUCGCAAGACUGCAGGUGGGGGGUCCUUCCACAUCCGGGGCUAUGAGCCCAUCCUGUCUCUGUUGCUCUUUGUCAGUGCCCUGGCCCUCCACUCCAGGCAACUUGACCUCAAACUACGCUUGGACUUCCUAUGGGCUGUGCAGGCGGAAGAAGAAAGGGACGGUAUGGAAAAAGUCAAACUGGACAACAGGAGGAUUCUCUUCAAUCUUCUGCCCGUACAUGUGGCUCAACACUUCCUAAUGUCAAACCCCAGGAACAUGGUGAGCCUCGCUAAUAGUAAGGCAGACAUACAGAAAGACAAACAGGAUCUGUACUAUCAGUCCUACGCACAAGUAGGUGUCUUGUUUGCCUCCAUCCCAAACUUCAAUGAUUUCUACAUCGAACUGGAUGGCAACAACAUGGGAGUAGAGUGCCUGAGACUGCUGAAUGAGAUUAUUGCUGACUUCGACGAGCUCAUGGAUAAGGAAUGCUACAAAGAAAUAGAGAAAAUAAAAACCAUUGGCAGUACAUACAUGGCAGCUGUGGGUCUUGUCCCCACCAUUGGCAACAAGGCCAAAAAAUCUGUUUAUGACCAUCUGAGCACAAUAGCGGACUAUGCCAUUGAGAUGUUUGACGUUCUGGAUGAAAUCAACUAUCAGUCAUAUAAUGAGUUUGUCUUGAGAGUGGGGAUCAAUGUGGGUCCAGUGGUUGCAGGGGUGAUCGGGGCACGGCGGCCCCAGUAUGACAUCUGGGGGAACACGGUCAAUGUAGCCAGUCGGAUGGACAGCACUGGAGUACCGGGAAAGAUACAGGUGACUGAAGAGGUUUAUCGUCUACUGAAUACUAACUAUGACCUAGUGUGCCGUGGUAAAGUCAGUGUCAAGGGUAAAGGUGAGAUGCUGACCUACUUCCUGGAAGGGAAGGUUCAGGACCUGGGCACCGUAACCACUUCUUCAGUGAUGCGUUCUGUCAGCCUGGCACGACGGAUCCACUCCUGUGGCAAAACGAGCGUCCCAACCAAUCUGGGUAGUGUCUCCUCAGCUGCCAGUCUGACUGCUCAUGCCAGCAUGGGCAGCAACAUUCAGAUGAACGCUGCCAAUAGCAGCAACAACCAAGCAACAUGUCUGCCCCCUCCAUGCGUGCCCGCAGUGGGUGAGGAGGACGAGGAGGAUAUAGAGUUGACUGAGAUUGAGAUUGGGGCUGUGGCAGCCGCUAAGGAUGAAGCCGUGUAG
Scomber scombrus (Atlantic mackerel) is the source of this 3504-nucleotide messenger RNA. It is a transcript of the gene adcy1a, whose product is annotated as adenylate cyclase 1a. Bases 1 to 3504 code for a protein of 1167 amino acids. Gene Ontology annotation, cellular component: plasma membrane. The transcript has 20 exons. Lineage: Eukaryota; Metazoa; Chordata; Actinopteri; Scombriformes; Scombridae. Gene Ontology annotation, molecular function: adenylate cyclase activity. The record is from RefSeq and is a predicted model, not a curated record. Gene Ontology annotation, biological process: intracellular signal transduction; cAMP biosynthetic process; adenylate cyclase-activating G protein-coupled receptor signaling pathway.